Sporisorium graminicola is the source of this 1917-nucleotide messenger RNA. RefSeq lists its product as uncharacterized. NCBI's taxonomy places the organism in Eukaryota, Fungi, Basidiomycota, Ustilaginomycetes, Ustilaginales, Ustilaginaceae. Bases 1 to 1917 code for a protein of 638 amino acids. Gene Ontology annotation, cellular component: membrane. Gene Ontology annotation, biological process: oligopeptide transport; transmembrane transport. The record is from RefSeq and is a predicted model, not a curated record. The transcript has a single exon. Gene Ontology annotation, molecular function: dipeptide transmembrane transporter activity.
AUGCCUCUCGAUAUCCAGGACGACGCCAUUGCCGGCCACGCAGAGGCUCAGCGCGACCUCUACCUCGCCGACGUCAAAGCUCACGGUGGCAAGGACGAGGUGCACCCCGUCGCUCACCUCGAAGCCGGUGUUCGCGUCAAGCCCGACAUCUCGGACGAUGACUUUGUCACCCCCACUGACGAGGAUCUCGCCACUCUCCGACGUGUUCCCGAGAAGCUUCCUUGGACCACCUACGCCAUCGCCUUCUGCGAGCUUGCCGAGCGAUUCUCGUACUACGGCUGUGUCCAGGUGUUCCAGAACUACAUCCAGCAGCCCCGCCCUGCCAACAACCGUGCAGGUGCUGGUGGCGCCCACAACCAGUCCGGUGCCCUCGGCCAGGGUCAGCGGGCAGCCACUGGCCUCACCACCUUCAACACCUUCUGGGUCUACUUGAUGCCCAUCCUCGGUGCCUACCUCGCCGAUACGCGCUGGGGUCGUUUCAAGACCAUCUGCAUCGCCGUCUUCGUCGCCAUGGUCGGACACAUCCUCCUCAUUGUCUCUUCGAUUCCCACCGUCCUCGACAACUCCAACGGCGCCAUGGCAUGCUUCGUCAUCGCUCUCAUCGUGAUGGGCGUGGGUACCGGCUGGUUCAAGUCGACCAUAUCGCCCUUGAUCGCUGAGCAGGUUAAUGGUUCGAAGCAGUCGGUCCAGACGCUCAAGACCGGCGAGCGUGUCAUUGUCGACCCUGUCUUGACCAUCAGCCGUAUCUUUAUGUACUUCUACCUGUUCAUCAACAUUGGUGCGCUUGGUGGUCAGCUUGGCAUGUCCUUCUCGGAGAAGUACGUUGGCUUCUGGCUCGCCUACACUCUGCCCACCAUCGUCUUUGCCCUCUGCAUUCCCGUCCUGGUGUUCGGCAACAAGUACUACGUCAAGACGCCUCCCUCUGGAUCGGUGCUUGCCGAGUGCGUGCGCCUCUGGAGGUUCGCCGCUAAGGGUCGCUGGUCGCUCAACCCCAUCGCCCUGGUCAAGAACAUGCGCGCUGAUGACUUCUGGGAGAACGCCAAGCCCUCGAAGCAGUCGCCCGAGUCCAAGCCCCGCUGGAUGACGUUCGACGAUGCCUGGGUCGACGAGGUGCGACGUGGUUUCAAGGCCUGCACUGUCUUCCUGUGGUUCCCGCUGUACUGGCUCACCUACAACCAGAUCACCAACAACCUCGUUUCGCAGGCUGCCACCAUGCAGGUGCACGGUCUGCCCAACGAGGUCGUCUCCAACCUGGACCCCUUCGUGCUCAUCAUCCUCAUCCCCAUUUUCGAUCUGUUCCUCUACCCUGCGCUGCGCAAGGCCGGUAUCAACUUUACCCCGCUCAAGAAGAUUGCGCUCGGUUUCCUUACCGGUGCGCUCGCCAUGGUGUGGGCUGCUGUGGUGCAGCACUACAUCUACAAGACGUCGCAGUGCGGCAAGAACGCGUCGAGCUGCUACGACACUAACGGCGACGGAUUCGCCGACCCGGGUGCUGAUGGCUCGGAGGACACUGCAGUCUACGUGCCUGCUCCUCUCAACGUGUGGAUCCAGUCGGGUUCGUACGUGCUCAUCGCCAUCUCGGAGAUUCUGGCGUCCAUCACGGGUCUCGAGUACGCUUUCUCCAAGGCUCCCAAGUCGAUGCGAUCGCUCGUCAUGUCGAUGUUCCUGUUCACCUCGGCCAUCGCUGCUGCUCUGCAGCAGGCGUUCAUCUCGCUCUCGGAGGACCCCAACCUGGUGUGGAGCUACACCGUCUUUGGCUGUAUCGCGUUUGCUGGCUUCAUUGGCUUCUCGAUCUCGUUCAGGAAGCUCGAUGCCCAGGAAGAUGCGCUCAACCAGCUCGACGCCGGCAAGGUCAACGCUGCCGAAGAGGCCGAGGCUUCGGAGCCUGGUCACUCGGAGAAGGCUCUUGCCCCUUGA